Messenger RNA from Mercenaria mercenaria, 2283 nucleotides. Its product is annotated as heat shock 70 kDa protein 12A-like. The record is from RefSeq and is a predicted model, not a curated record. The transcript has 3 exons. Lineage: Eukaryota; Metazoa; Mollusca; Bivalvia; Venerida; Veneridae. Gene Ontology annotation, molecular function: ATP binding; ATP-dependent protein folding chaperone. Bases 113 to 955 code for a protein of 280 amino acids.
CGUUACGCUAUCACUUCCGGUUUAUCAAACGUGCAGAACUACCUUAACAUGAUUAUCUGUGAUACAAACAUAUUAUUAUGAUUAUUAUUACUAUUAUUAUUAUUAUUAAGUCAUGUUUCAGAAGUUGGAUCGUGAGCUAACCAUAAAAGAUGAGAUGGGAAAGUCGUUGAUUGCUUUGAACGUUUGUGCCAUGGCAAUAAAAUACUUGAUUGAAGACAUGAUGAGGAACGUAACUGAUAGAGUAACGUCGUGUAUUGAGAUAAAAGACGUUCACUGGGUACUGACUGUUCCAGCAAUUUGGACUGACGCUGCUAAGCAAUUUAUGAGAGAAGCCGCGGUAGAGGCUGGGCUUUCUACGGGCAACUUGACAAUUGCUUUGGAGCCGGAAGCUGCCUCGAUAUUCUGUCGCCAUUUGUCCGUUGAUACAGCAGUUUGUGGCGGAGACAUCUCCAUAGCAAAAAUGCUUGCUGGUACUAAAUACAUGGUUCUUGGCGCGGGAGGUGGAACAAUUGAUAUAACAGUGCACGAAGUUGUCAGCGAAAACAGCGUAAAAGAAAUUCAGGCAGCUAGUGGAGGUGGUUGGGGAGGGAUUCUGGUUGACGAAGCCUUUGAAAAUCUACUCAUUGAUCUUGUUGGGAAAAAAGCCUACGACACAUUCAAACGCACAGAAACGGAAGAUUGGUUGGAUCUUUGGCGUGAUUUUGAAGUGAAAAAGCGGGCCAUUUCGCCAGAAAAGAGCGCUCGCGUUAACAUGAAAUUCCCACUUUCGUUCGGCAACACGUUUGAGAAUAUUACCAAAACGAAUCUGUUGGAUGCAAUCGAAUGUUCAAAAUAUUCUGAAGAUAUUCAGUUUUGUGGGGACAAAAUCAAAUUUUCUGCCAGUCUGUUCAAGAACUUUUUCGAACUUUCGGUACAAAAAAACUCUCGAUCAUGUGAAGUCGUUGUUAAGAGAUGAAGAUGCUAGAAAAGUUAAAGCUAUUUUGAUGGUCGGUGGUUAUUAAGAAUCCCCGAUGCUUCAGCACGCAAUCAAAGACGCGUUCCCUGGAAUAGACACUGUCAUCCCGCUUGGCGCGUCUUCUACUAUACUGAGAGGGGCGCUAGUUUAUGGUCAUAGCCCGACAUCUAUACAAGAGAGAGUUUUGAAAUAUACCUACGGAGUUGAAGUUGCCGAGAAGUUCAAAGAGGGGAUUGAUCCAGAACAUCUUAAGCUUACCACUGCAAAAGGGAAAAGAUGCUGGGUAUUUAGCAAACAUGUUGAAAGAGGUCAGAUCGUAAAAUGCAAUGAACCGCACGUGGAGAAAAGUUACAAAACGGCUCACAAUUUCCAACGCCGGAUAACAUUUCGUAUUUUCGCCACCGAACUGACGAACGUUAGGUAUACAGACGAAUGUAUUUACACAUUGGGAAAGUCACACUUAAGUUCUAUGAACCAGAGGAGUUACCAGGAAGAGGUGUUGUUGUCUCUAUGACAUUCAGUGGUACAUAAAUAGUCGUCAAAGCUGUCGAUGAGACAACAGGCAAGGAAACAAGUGUUUGCACCAACUUUCUUGGAUAGAAACUUUUAAAGAUUCGUGAUCGAGGCGCACGACUUUUUUUAGCAGAUUGCGUAAUGUUCAUUGUAUCUAUUAUUUGUUGUUUAAAACUGUGGGCUAAAACUAUUCAAAUGAACUAUUUACUCGGAUCCUUUUAGGUAACUCUUGAAAUAGGGAAUUAGGGAAAUGUUUCUUUUUGUACCUUGUUGAAUGACAGACGUAUAAAUAUUCGUUUGUGAGUAACUUUUUCUGUUUAAUGUACAUUUUUUGUAUCUAUCUUACCUAAAUGUAACGUGCUAUGAAUGCAUCAUAUUGUCGGGAGAUGAAGUGAGUUUCCGGUCUGAAGAUAAGCCUUUAGGUUCGAAGGUUUUAGUGUUUCUGAUUUUGCUUUGUCUUAAUCAUGGCUGUUUUAGCUAUUUUAAGUGUUCGACGAAAAAGAGUUGAAUGUAAUACCUCUUGUAUAAUAGACAAAUAAAGCAGCUUUGCUAUAUAACAUCUAUAUAUUCUUUAACUCUCUCACUAUAGAAAUCCAGAAUCCCGGAAAGGUUAUAUAGUUAAUUGAGUAUGGUCGGCACAGACAUAUUGAACGGCAAAAAUAGUUUGAACUUUGGGACAAAAGUUAAGUUUCAUUUAGUGAUUUAAUGUGAAGAAUUUAAAGUACUGACCAAAUUUGCAGAUAUGCAGAAAUCCAGUAGUUUACAAGAUAUCUGUAUAUUUAAUUAAAGCGUCCAAACAUAUAGGUACACACUUC